AUGUUUUCCGUACCAUUCAUAACAGACAUUUUGCUUCAACUUCCGGUGAAAUCCGUCCUCCGAUUUAGAUCUCUAUCCAAACCAAUUUGUUCCUUAAUCGACGGCCCAGAUUUCAUCAAUCUGCAUCUAAACCAUUCAAUCACUACCAAAUCUAAUCACAGCAUCAUCCUCAAAGAAUGGGAUGUUUUCAACGUUGAUUUCGAUAAUCUUUCUGCUGCGGUGGAGGUGAAACACCAUCCGCUUUAUGCCGGUGGUGGAACGGAGGUUAUCGGUUCGGUUAAUGGGUUGGUGUUUUUGAGGCAUUCGGAGAGAAAUAUUGCGGUGUAUAAUUUGUCGACAAGGGAGUGGAAGAAAUGCUAUGUGCCAGAGAUUGAGCCGCCGCGGCGGGAUUUGAUAACUAUGGGUUUGGUUAUGAUGCUGUUUGUGAUGAUUACAAAGGGGUGA
Molecule: messenger RNA, 444 nt
Organism: Dovyalis caffra
Lineage: Eukaryota; Viridiplantae; Streptophyta; Magnoliopsida; Malpighiales; Salicaceae
Source: the annotation of a GenBank genome assembly